Messenger RNA from Diospyros lotus (date-plum), 3622 nucleotides. RefSeq names its product disease resistance protein RPV1-like. The record is from RefSeq and is a predicted model, not a curated record. The coding region runs from base 278 to 3454 and encodes 1058 amino acids. Gene Ontology annotation, molecular function: ADP binding. Gene Ontology annotation, biological process: defense response; signal transduction. NCBI's taxonomy places the organism in Eukaryota, Viridiplantae, Streptophyta, Magnoliopsida, Ericales, Ebenaceae. The transcript has 6 exons.
CCCAGCCACUCACGCACCCAGUUUCUUCUUCCUCGUUCAUUCUCUCUCUCACUUUCUCACGACCGUCUCUCUCUCUCUCUCUUGCGCGCGUGCGCACAGUGCGUGACCGGCCGCCCGUUCCUCCACGCCUGGAGACGCGGCGCCCCUUCUUCCUCAUUAUUCUCUCUCUCUCUGAAACCCUCUCUCUCUCUCCAGCUGUGGCUUUCCACCUCCGGCCGUCUCUCUCUUUCCCACCCGUGCGACGGCGUCUCCGAGGUCCCUGCGGCUUUGUCUGCAAAUGGGCUUGUCCAUGGCUGCUUCAUCGUCAUCUCUCAUCCCACCACCACAGCGGGAAUACAAUGUCUUCUUGAAUUUUAGCGGUCUUGACACCCGCGAGUCCAUUAUUAGUCAUCUACGAGUUGAUUUGGAGCGAAACGGCUUUCACACAUUUAGAGACGACGAAAACUUGGAUAGAGGACAGAGUAUUGGGCCAGGACUAUUGGAAGCAAUUGAGGAUUCAUCAAUGUCUCUUGUUGUGUUCUCAAAGAACUACUUUGCAUCGACAUGGUGUUUGCGCGAACUUAAGAAGAUUAUGGAGUGUAAAAAGAACUCAGAACAUUUUGUUUUGCCCAUAUUUUAUAAGAUAGAACCGUCUGAUAUACGACACUUAAACGAGAGUACUGCAGAAAUCUUGGCCAAAACCUUGGCCAAACACGAAGAAGAACAUCCCAAGAUGGAGAAUUGGAGAACAAUUCUAACUGAAGUUGCCAAUUUAAGUGGUAUCAUCUCCAAUCACUAUAGGGAUGAAGCAAGCUUGGUUAAGGAUAUUGUUAAAGAGGUUCAAAGAAAAUUAAAUUUGCGCAUAGAUUUAAAUGUUGCAACCCAUCCAGUUGGAAUAGAGCCUCGUUUACAAAAGCUACUCAAGGAGUUGUGCUUGGAGUCAUCUGAUGAUGUUCGUAUUAUAGCAAUAUGGGGAGUUGGUGGACUAGGUAAGACAACAAUUGCCAAAGCUGCGUAUAAUCAUAUUCGUAGCAGGUUUGAAGGUUGCAGCUUUGUCGACAAUGUUAGAGAAACAUGGGAGCAAUCAAAUAGGGGCUUGCUUGCUUUGCAAAAUCAAAUUCGAUCUGAUAUCUCGAAGAAUAAAAAUUAUAAAAUUAGAAACUCUCACGAGGGGGUUGAAUUCUUAAAACAUAGAGCUUUCAACGGAAGAAAAGUGCUCCUAGUUCUUGAUGAUGUAAAUAGUGUGGAACAGCUGACUGCACUAGCCAUCGAUCCAAGGUUCCUCUAUCGUGGGAGUAGAAUUAUUGUAACUACUAGAGAUAUUUCUUCCUUGAACUCGCUUCGACCAGUGCUUACCAAAUAUGAGCUUGAGCUUUUGAAUAAGGAUGAAUCUCUUCGACUCUUUAAUUUGCAUGCCUUCAACCAACAUAAUCCUCUAGAGGGCUUUAUGGAGUUUUCAAAAACAGUGGUGGAUUAUGCAGGGGGUAUUCCAUUAGUUCUUCAAGUUUUGGGUUGCUAUUUGAAUGGCAAAAACGAUCAAUCUGUAUGGAGAAGUGCAAUUACAAAAUUGGAAAAUAUUCCUCAUAAUGACGUUCAAAGAAAACUAAGGAUAAGUUUUGAUUCACUAGAUGAAAAACAACAAAAGUUGUUCCUAGAUAUAGCAUUCUUCUUUGUUGGAAAGAGUAAAAAUUUUACCAUUCAAGCAUUGCAAGACAAUGAGAUUUUCCCAGAAGAUGGAUUUCAACGCUUGGUGGAUCUAUGUCUCCUAAAAUGUGAUCAGGGACUUGUGAUUGUAAUGCAUGAUGUUUUCAAGCAGAUGGGUAGGGAGAUCGUUCGACAAGAGAAUGUUGAUUAUCCAGGAAAACGCAGUAGAUUAUGGGAUUACAAGGAUGCCCUUAAAGUGCUGAAAAAUUGUGAGGGAACUGAAGCAGUUGAGGGCCUUAUCCUGUUGCACAAUGGAAAAGAUAUUAAAGUGAAAGCAAAAGCAUUUCAAAAGAUGACAAAACUGAGGGUGCUUCAUCUCGAUCACGUUCUUCUUAGUACUGGCUACAAGCUUUUGUUCAGAAAUUCUGGCCACAAGCAUUUGUCCAGAAAUUUAGUAUGGCUACGUUGGCAUCACUUUGAUCUCAGUGUUUUGCCAUCGCAAUUAUACUUGGAGAAUUUGGUUGCUCUUGACCUAAGUUACAGCAACAUAAAACGAGUUUGGAGGGGAACUAAGGUUUUAAAGAAACUACAAGUUCUUAACUUAAGGUCUUGUCACAACUUAACCACACUUCCUAAUCUCUCUGAGCUCUCCAAUCUCGAGAGGCUGGAUCUUUCGGAGUGUGUAAGAUUGCAAGAGGUGGAUAAGUCUAUUGGACAUCUCCAUAGAUUAUAUUUUCUAAGCCUCUAUGAUUGCCACAGCCUUAGGAAGCUUCCGUCGGAGAUGGCCAACUUGAAAUCUCUUGAAGUAUUAUGGAUCUCCCAGAUCCCGAGCAAGUGUCAAACAUUGACAAAAAAGAGUACAAGUUCUCUUGGGUUGUCACUAAACUUUAUACAGGGCUUAAGGUCCUUACGUCUAUUGGAUAUUAGUGGCCGCUCUUUCACUCAAUUACCUGAUAAAUUAUGGUGUAUGACCUCCUUAGCCUAUUUAUGUAUUUCGGGAUUUAAAAUUGCUUGCUUGCCAGAGAGUAUAUGCAACCUUACAAAAUUGGAGACUUUAGAUUGUUCAUAUUGCCGUAUGUCAAAUCUGCCAAGUGAACUUGGGAGAUUGAACCGAUUGCUUGAGUUGAAUCUUCAGGGAAAUAACUUUUGUAGUCUGCCAGAGAGCAUCGGUGACCUCACUAACUUAGAGAGUCUCGAUUUGCGUGAUUGUGAAAGACUCCAAUCACUCCCCAAGCUUUCAAGUUGUGGAGAUUUCAUCGAUGUUUCCAAUUGCACAUCAUUAGAAAGCAUAUCACUCGAAUCAAUGAUGAACUAUAGCGAUUUGUCUUGUUACAAUUGUCCUAAACUAUACGAGAAGUAUUCUGUCGACAAAAUUGGAACAAGUUUUCUCGAUUACAAGGGUGCACGUUCAUUCAGAAUUAUGAGUCAUUCAUGGGGCAUGUUUCCUGAUUGGUUGCAGCAUGAGACCACAAACUCAUAUUAUGCUUUCAAGGUGCCUCCUCUUGGAGUCGGAAAUAAAUAUUUUAUUCGAUGUAUUUUUUAUGUUGUCCUGAUCAUGCUUGACAAAAACUAUUCGAGUUGGUUGGAUUCCAAAUUGCACAACAAAACCAAAGAUUGCCACUAUAGUAUUGGUUGCAACUAUUAUAGGGACGCAUCGCUGGCAGAUCUGUUCACUUUUUAUUAUAUUUCUUUUCAUGUGGAUGAGUUGGACUUGGAAGAAGGCGAUGAAAUAGAAAUUUCUUGGACACAUAACAAGAAUGCGGCUUUGAAGAAAUGGGGAAUUCAUGUCAGUUAUUACACAAUGGAUGACACAAGAUUGAAGAUUGAUUGAAUCAAGAAGUUGAUGAAAUCUAUUGUAAUUUGUAGCAUAUAUAAAUAUAUAUAUAUAUAACCAUUUAGUCAUGUUUUUUAAAUUUUUAUUUUCCAUUCGUUAGCUGCUGGCAUGUGAUAAAAUAUAUUUUGCAAGCUUUUAUAAUAAAUAUUAGCAGGGUUAAUGUCA